Messenger RNA from Anopheles marshallii, 2700 nucleotides. RefSeq lists its product as uncharacterized. The record is from RefSeq and is a predicted model, not a curated record. NCBI's taxonomy places the organism in Eukaryota, Metazoa, Arthropoda, Insecta, Diptera, Culicidae. The transcript is spliced from 6 exons. The coding region runs from base 7 to 2700 and encodes 897 amino acids.
GAGAUCAUGAAGCUAGCGGCGUCGGUAGCGACGUGUCUGCUGAUGGCCUUUUUACUAGCCAUCAGCGUAGAAGCACAGGAAAAUGUCCUCACCCGAGUGGCACCGUCAAUGCUGGAGUGUUACGAGAGUGCACAGAUCUUCGAGCGCGACAAUCGUCUUCCGAUGACGACGAACAUGUUGAUCGAGCUGAUCCGUAAGGUGGAGGAUUCACCUGGAUUCCAGCAGGACAUUCGUCAACUGGCCAUCAGCAUGCUGCAUCGCUUCCGGCAAGAUGGUAUAGUGCGUGCACCGGGAGUUACAAGCAUGUCUGGUGUGAUUCCGUUCAGUCCGACCGAGUUCCAAUUCACGAAGCAUCGCGUAUUGUUUUCUCGCUUGCUUCCGGGCAAUGCUGUCAACUUCCCGAACGCUACCUUAAGCAUUGACGAGAGGUGUGCACUCCAUUUCAUGCUAUCAAACUCGAUUGAUCGCCGAGUCCGAGGAGAUGAGAACAUUCGCUGUUCACAGCUGUCACAAUAUCGGGCGGCUCGCGUACCACGUGAGCUAGAUUUUAAGGAUCGAAGCAGAAUGCGCUCAAACUACCUCGGAGACAAUGAGAUGCUGGAGCAACCGGAAAUGGAUCGCAUUCGGGAACACAUCAAGAAGAUUAAACAUAAGGCUUCGUCGGUUGCACGACUCGAGAUGGAUCCGGACGAAGAUCACCCGGACGAGGAACCUCGGGAAGCGGCCGUAGAAGAGGAAGAACCGCAGGAGGAACCAGUGGUUGCAGCAGCAGAAGAAGAGGAAGCGGGCGAACCACUGGAGGAAGAUGAAACACUAGGGGAGAUCGGUGAUGUCAGUCUGGUGGAUAUUGCCUCGAACGCUAUCAGUGCCUGCCCGGUAGAGAACGGCGUUAUCUACACACCCUGGGGCUCGGUAAUGGCCGGUACCGUGUUGGCUGGUAUUGCGGCAGGUUUGGAACCUCAAACCGUACAGUUGCGCGAUCUUGUGUCACGAUCCGAUCAGUAUCGUAGCCGACAGGUUCAAUCGAUACGUGUAGACAACCGUUGGGCAGCUACGCUGUCCGGAGAUCUGGCCGAGGUGAGUCUGCUGCAUGUCCCUUCGGCUGGCAACAAUGUGCAGGUUGGUGCGGCCGGUGCUUGGAAUCGUACCGUUGCUCCGCGUUGGUAUUUCCUAAGCCAGCGAGAAAACUUGCAAAUGACGGACUCGGAGAUCCGGGCCGGAAUCGACGGAUUACUGUUGGCUACGAACAUCGCCGAAUGGCGCAGCCGGGCGAACAAUCUACGGUUGAGUCAGCUGCUGGACAUGUACUACUCGCAUCGUGGAGUGUUCAAUGAUACGGUGCGUUCGUGCAAUCGUCGGGAUCUCUUUACGACUGUGGCACCCAUGCAGCAGCUGCGCGAACAAACGGUUGCAUUUAGUACGGUGCUGGAUAAGGAGAUGCAGAUGCCAUUCACCAUCACGCAGGACGCCAUUAUGCAAUUCUCGGACAGAUCUACCGAUGCGUUGGCGAACUAUAUUCCUUCCGCUUUGAACGAUCUAACGUGCGAUGCGACUGCGAUCGUGAUGAACGAUCGUACUAUUUGGAGAGCGGCUUCCGAUUUGUACAUUUUUGUCGAUGCUGCCUGGCCGCACCGAGAUGUGUACUCCGUUGUGUCCAACAUCCUCGAUUCGGUUGACAUUGGUCGCUUUGGUUCGAACUAUACUAUUUUGAAUGCUCGCGAUGGCAAUGUGAUCGUAAACUCGACCCAUUUCCUGUCGGACUUCCAUUUGAGUUACACACCCCAGCUGCACCAAACUUUGGCCAAUGGAUUGAAUAUCCCGAAUGUGUUCCGACGACUGAGGGAGGAAACCAACAAUCAGAUGGCUGCCGAACGGCGUACCAACAAUCUUAGUGGACGGUCAAAGAUCGCGCUGCUGAUUGUGCAUACGGACCGUGUAAGCGAAGGUGACACCAACUUUGCCAUCCAGCACUUGCAAAUCUUCCGCGAAGAAGUACCGGACCUGCGCUUCCUAUAUCUAGCCGCCGGAGACCCUGGCCGAUUCAAUCGCUUUGUGCGUGACGAACGGCGUGAUGUGUUUCCGUUGCGUGAGCUAGAAUCCGGCUCCGUAGUGGAUACGGUGCGCGUUCAGCUCAGCCCGGUCAUACACCGGAUACAGCAGGAACCGAGAAGAAUAGUGAAUCCCCGCUGUGGCAAUGACUGGGUGCAGGAAAACUGGGGCUCCAACUCCAUGAACCAGUUUGUCGAACCGCGCGGUGUGAACUUCUAUCGGCUGCAUCCGAACUACUUCUUCCGUGAGGGUAACAACAGACGUCUGCGCAUCCAGGGUCACGGUUUUGCAACGCUUACCGUAUGCCAUUCCCGCUGGGUUGAACGUCCAAGACAAAAUUCGACCGAGAAUCGAGACUCCAUCCAGUGCCGCACGAUCAACACCGAUGCGUACGACAUAGAUUUGACAAAUCCUUGUGACGGCCACUCUGUGAUUCAUUCCUGUCCGCCACUGUUUGUGUCCGUCGAGGGACCAAUGGAUCCUCCUGCAAUCAUCCGUUGCUCUGAACCGGAAUGUCGUUUCCCGGACAAUGCACGAUAUGCUAUCGUGCUCGAUAAUAUGGGCUGCUUCAGUAGUGCUAACCGAACGGUCAGUUCACUACUGAUGGCGACCAUGGUUGCCUUGGUGCUAGCACUGUUUAAGCAAUCGUAA